AUGCGGUUAUAUUUCGCGAUAUUUCUAGCUGCCUACCUCAUCGACUUGGCGCAAUCGGGCCGCGAUUUUUACAAGAUUCUCGGUGUGCCGCGAAACGCGAACGCGAAUCAAAUUAAGAAGGCCUAUCGGAAAUUGGCGAAAGAAUUGCACCCGGAUCGAAAUCCCGACGAUGAGAACGCCAACGAGAAUUUUCAAGAUUUGUCGGCGGCCUAUGAGGUUCUUUCUGAUAAGGAGAAACGCGCCACCUAUGAUCGAUAUGGUGAAGAAGGUGUCGCCAAAAUGGGUGGCGGUGGUGGCGGACACGAUCCAUUCAGCUCGUUCUUUGGCGACUUCUUUGGUGGCGGUGGUGAGCGGGAAGAAGGCACGCCAAGGGGCGCCGAUGUCGUUGUCGAUUUGUUUGUGACGCUUGAAGAGGUCUACGUCGGCCAUUUCGUACAAAUCAAACGGCGAAAAGCGGUGUACAAGCAGACAUCGGGCACACGCGAAUGCAAUUGUCGGCAUGAGAUGAGAACCGAACAAAUGGGAAUGGGAAGGUUUCAAAUGUAUCAGGUCAAAGUGUGCGAUGAGUGCCCGAAUGUGAAGCUUGUGCAAGAGAAAAAAACAUUAGAGGUCGAAAUCGAAGUCGGAGCUGAUGACGGACACACGCAAGUGUUUCACGGUGAAGGCGAACCGCACAUCGAAGGCGAUCCCGGAGAUUUGAAGUUCAAAAUUCGAUUACAAAAACAUCCCAGGUUCGAACGACGCGGUGAUGAUUUGUACACGAAUGUGACGAUAUCGCUUCAAGACGCGCUCAACGGCUUCGAGAUGCACAUUGAGCACCUCGACGGGCACCGUGUUCAGAUUCAACGCGACAAGGUCACGUGGCCCGGCGCGCGGAUUCGCAAGACUGGCGAAGGGAUGCCGUCGCUGGAGGACAACAAUAAGCGAGGCACUCUCAUCGUCACAUUCGACGUGGCGUUCCCGAAGACGGAGUUCGGCGACGAGCAAAAGAAGCAGAUCAUCGAGCUUCUUCAGCAAUCCGACGUCAAACCGAAAAUCUACAACGGACUUUAA
Messenger RNA from Caenorhabditis bovis, 1053 nucleotides. Lineage: Eukaryota; Metazoa; Nematoda; Chromadorea; Rhabditida; Rhabditidae. The record is from the annotation of a GenBank genome assembly.